AUGUCGCUGGAUAUAUCGAGAGAUACAUUAUCAAAAUACAAAGUUGUGAAAUCAUUUUCGGUUCAAGAAAAAGAAGUGUCACCAGUGACGUCUUUAUCGUUUGAUGAUCAUGGGAAAUAUUUACUCACUGCAGCAGCUAAUGACAAUAUGCACCUUUAUGAUGCAGUUUCCUGUAAAUUUCUUAAUACGAUAGGAUCCAAGAAGUAUGGCUGUCAUUCAGCAAGAUUUACACAUGCUCAGAACGAAUGUAUUUACUCAUCGACGAUGAAAUCAUUUGAUAUCAGACAUUUGAACCUCGAAACAAAUCAAUACAUUCGUUAUUUCACAGGCCAUGGAGCUUUAGUACAUGAUAUACAGAUGAGCCCAUUGGAUGAUACAUUUAUUUCUGCCUCUUAUGAUGAGUCUGUCAGACUCUGGGACCUAAGAUCAUCAAAGGCUCAAGCAAUUAUCCCUAGUUUGGUUCCAAAUUGUAUUGCUUACGACCCUUCUGGUUUAGUAGUUGCGCUUGGUAACCCAGAAUCAAUGGAGUUAGCAUUAUAUAACUUGAAACAACUGGGAAAAGGACCAUUCCUAACAGUGAAGAUUGAUAAUGAGUUUAAUAAUUGGAAUAAGAUGGAAUUUUCGAAUGAUGGAAAAUAUUUGUUAUUGGCAACUUCAUAUGGGAAACAUCUAGUAUUGGAUGCAUUUUCCGGUGUACAAUUAUUCGAAUUAACCGGAACUAAGCCAUUCCCCUUGAGAGAAUUCAUGGAUGCUGGGUCAGCAACAUUUACACCGGAUGGUCAAUUUAUUUUAGGUACCGAUUAUGAUGGAAAAGUCGCCAUAUGGAAUCAUUCUGAUUCUAUAAGUAACAGAACCUUAAAACCAACAGCAUAUAUACCCGCAGCACCAGAUUCAUGUCCUAGAUCGAUAGCCAUGAAUCCUAAAUAUUCAAUGUUUGUAACUGCUGAUGAAAAUGUCGAUUUCUAUGUAUUUGACGAAGAUAAAUAG
This is a messenger RNA of Maudiozyma saulgeensis, 987 nucleotides long. Lineage: Eukaryota; Fungi; Ascomycota; Saccharomycetes; Saccharomycetales; Saccharomycetaceae. The record is from the annotation of a GenBank genome assembly.